Rubroshorea leprosula is the source of this 386-nucleotide messenger RNA. NCBI's taxonomy places the organism in Eukaryota, Viridiplantae, Streptophyta, Magnoliopsida, Malvales, Dipterocarpaceae. The record is from the annotation of a GenBank genome assembly.
AACCAUUGUAUUGUGGUAGCUAGUGCCUUCUAGUGAGAGUUUCAAUUUCAAGAAAAAGAAGAAUGAUUCACAGCAUUGUGAUUGUGGUAGCUCUGAUGCUCAUCUUUGCAGCGAUUGCAAGGGCAGAUUUCUAUCGUUGCUUCGCUGAUUGCAUUUUUAUCUGUGAUUUUCCACCGACAGAUUCAGCAUGUUUCCGAAGUUGUGAUAAAAACUGCGCGUUGAACCCCUGCUUUAUAGAUCACGGCUGCAAGGGUUAAGUCCCUUUUUACAUGGAUCAAAACAGCUGCUCUACCAAUUAAUGCAAAAAUAAAAAAGGGCUUUAAGUCCCCUUUCACAUGGAUAUGUGUUAGACCCCGUUUGGCUAAAAAUAAAAUAUCACUGUAAUU